AUGAGAGUACUUGUACUCCUGACUGUCACCCUGGUUGUGGCCUGCACCUGCGUUUUCUUCCCUUUCGUCCUGAGAGGCAAAGAACUCCUCUGGGGAAAGACGAGGGAAUCUCACAUUGACAACAUCUUGGAAGAGAGCAGGCGCAUGGUGGACACUGCCAUCUAUAACACAAUGGAAAGAAACCUCAAAAAAAGGGACACCAUUUCCCCAGCUCAGCUUCUGUCUUUUUCUAAACUUCCUGAGCCAACUAGUGGAGCUAUUUCCAGAGCAGCAGAGAUCAUGGAAACUUCACUACAAGUGAUGAAAAGAAAUGUUCACCUGGAGCUUAAACAGUCCCAGCAUCCAACUGAUGGUUUAUCAGAAGAUCUCCUGAAAGUAAUUGCAAAUAUGUCCGGAUGCCUGCCUUACAUGCAACCACCAAAAUGUCCAAACACUUGCCUGGCAAACAAAUACAGACUUAUUACAGGAGCUUGCAACAACAGAGACCAUCCCAGAUGGGGAGCUUCCAACACAGCCCUGGCACGAUGGCUGCCACCCAUCUACGAAGACGGCUUCAGUCAGCCCAGAGGCUGGAAUCCCGACUUCUUAUACAAUGGGUUCCCACUGCCCCCGGUACGGGAGGUGACAAGACAAGUUAUUCAAGUUUCAAAUGAGGCUGUUACAGAAGAUGACCAGUAUUCUGAUCUCCUGAUGGUGUGGGGACAAUAUAUUGACCACGACAUUGCAUUCACACCUCAGAGCACCAGCAAAGCUGCGUUUUCAGGAGGAGUUGAUUGCCAGAUGACUUGUGAGAACCAAAACCCAUGUUUUCCCAUACAGCUCCCAGCGAAGGCCGCGUGGGAGGCAGACGCCGCCUGUUUGCCGUUUUACCGCUCACCUGCGGCCUGCGGCACCGGGGACCAGAGCGCGAACUCCGGCAACCUGUCCAAGGCAACGCCGCGACAGCAGAUGAACGGGCUGACCUCCUUCCUCGACGCGUCCACCGUGUAUGGCAGCAGCCCCGCCUCGGAGAAGCAGCUGCGCAACUGGACCAGCACCGAGGGGCUCCUGCUCGUCAACGCGCGGCACCGGGACGCCGGCCGCGCCUACCUGCCCUUCGCGCCGCCGCCCGCGCCCGCGGCCUGCGCGCCCGAGCCUGGGGCCCACGGGGCCGCCCGCAGCCCCUGCUUUCUGGCCGGGGACGGCCGCGCCAGCGAGGUCCCCUCCCUGGCCGCGGUGCACACGCUGUGGCUGCGCGAGCACAACCGAUUGGCCGCGGCGCUCAAGGCCCUCAAUGCGCACUGGAGUGCGGACACAGCGUACCAGGAGGCGCGCAAAGUCGUGGGCGCCCUGCACCAGAUCAUUACCAUGCGAGAUUAUGUCCCCAAGAUCCUGGGCCCCAAAGCCUUCGGGCAAUACGUGGGUUCCUAUGAAGGCUACGACUCCACCGCCAACCCCACUGUGUCCAACGUGUUCUCCACAGCCGCCUUCCGCUUUGGCCACGCCACAGUCCACCCACUGGUACGACGGUUGGAUGCCCACUUCCAGGAGCACCCAGACCUGCCCAGGCUGUGGCUGCACGAGGCCUUCUUCAGACCAUGGAGACUCAUCCAGGGAGGUGGUGUGGACCCACUGGUGAGAGGUCUUCUUGCAACACCAGCCAAGCUGCAAGUGCAGGAUCAGCUGAUGAACGAAGAGCUGACGGAGAGGCUCUUUGUGUUGUCAAAUUCCGGGACCUUGGACCUGGCAUCCAUCAACCUGCAAAGGGGCCGAGACCACGGUCUACCAGGUUAUAAUGAGUGGAGAGAGUUCUGCGGCUUGCCUCGACUGGAGACACCAGCCGACCUGAGCACGGCUGUCGCCGACAGGACUGUGGUGGACAGGAUAGUGGACUUGUACAAGCACCCCGACAACAUCGACGUCUGGCUGGGCGGCCUCGCUGAGGACUUCCUCCCUGGGGCCCGAACGGGUCCCCUGUUUGCCUGUAUCAUUGGGAAACAGAUGAAGGCCCUGAGGGACGGUGACCGGUUCUGGUGGGAAAACAGACCCGUCUUCACGGAUGCGCAGAGGCAUGAGCUGAAAAGGCACUCUCUAUCUCGGGUCAUCUGUGACAACACGGGCCUCACCCAGGUGCCCGUCGACGCUUUCCAAGUAGGAAGAUUCCCCCAAGAUUUUGAGUCCUGUGAAGGCAUCCCUGGCAUGGACCUGGAAGCGUGGAGGGAGACCUUUGUUCAAGAUGACAAGUGUGGCUUUCCAGAGAAAGUGGAGAAUGGGGACUUUGUGCACUGUGAAGAAUCUGGAAGACGUGUGCUGGUAUAUUUCUGCCGUCAUGGAUAUGAACUUCAAGGUCAAGAACAAAUCACUUGCACCCAGGAAGGAUGGGAUUUCCAACCCCCCACUUGCAAAGACUCUGGCAGGCUCCCAAGGGCAUCGUGGGUGUCCAUCGCGCUGGGAGCCCUGGUAGUCAUCGGCCUGGGGGCUCUCACCUGGACAGUGAUUUGCAGGUGGUAA
Molecule: messenger RNA, 2490 nt
Organism: Carlito syrichta (Philippine tarsier)
Lineage: Eukaryota; Metazoa; Chordata; Mammalia; Primates; Tarsiidae
Gene: TPO
Product: thyroid peroxidase
Exons: 13
Coding region: 1-2490 (829 amino acids)
Biological process (GO): response to oxidative stress; thyroid hormone generation
Cellular component (GO): membrane
Molecular function (GO): calcium ion binding; iodide peroxidase activity; heme binding
Source: RefSeq, a predicted model, not a curated record